CCGCGCUGGCCCUUCUGAGCUUCCUUCCCCUUCCCUCUGCCUUGCUCUUCGGGGUCGUGGCACCGUCCAGGCCCGCUGGGCAGAGUAACCGGACAGGACCGCAGGGACGCCCACAAAUGUCAUGGCAGUGGCCACAGGGGCCAGAACGCGCCCAUACUCCCCAGGAUAGGCUUCCCAGAAAUGGUGGUCUUUCCGCCGCUCCCGAGACUGCGUGGGCUGAGUUUUGGGCGGAGGGCAGGUUCAAGCAAAGGCCCCUGAGAUGCAGAGCCUGAGGGGAUUCAGCAGCAAAGCGCUGGGACCAGACAUCUCAGCGAUGACCAGUUCUCCUGUCUCCAGAGUUGUCUACAACGGCAAGAGGAACAGCAGCCCCCGGUCUCCCACCAACAGCAGUGAGAUCUUCACACCGGCCCACGAGGAGAAUGUGCGCUUCAUUUAUGAAGCCUGGCAGGGUGUGGAGCGAGACCUACGCAGCCAGCUGUCGGGCGGCGAGCGGGGCCUGGUGGAGGAGUACGUGGAGAAGGUCCCCAACCCCGGCCUGAAGACCUUCAAGCCCAUCGACCUGAGCGACCUGAAGCGCCGGACCACGCAGGACACCAAGAAGUCCUAAAGUGCCCAGUGCCCCUCCCCGGGCUCUGCGAGAGCGGGGUCACCGGAUGUUGGUUCCCCUAUGCUACGGGCCCCGUUCCUGGGAGGGGAGGCACUGUGCUCCCGUGGGCGCACACCUCAGGGCCGGCAGGAUGGAUGGCCGAGGCCUGGCCCUGCCCCCUGGUCCCUCCUUCCCUGGCCCUGGAGGGGCUGUGGCCUGCCCACCCUGCCCUUCGUCCUCCCCCGGCUGCUCCAUGGGUGCCGUCUGGCUCUGCCUGCCCCACAGCUGACCCCAGCCCCUCUCAUCCCCUGCCCCGCCCCCAUCUUGCUGUCCCCGCCAGCACUGGGUCGGUCGGUCGGUCGGGAUCAGGAGGGGAGGGGCCUCUGCUUCGCAGCUGGUGGGACUGACUGGUUUGUCCUGGAGGUGACCAGGAAGUAGGACACGUGCAGCCCCACCUGCAUCCAGCUUGGGUGCCCCAGCCCCUUGCUGCUCCUCUGGCCUGAAGACUUGGGGAGGUUCUUCCUUCAUCCUCACCAUCCAGCCUGCCCCUUCCCUGCCUCAGCUUCAGGAUGGCACCAGCUCUCUGGGCCUGGGACAGUGCUGGCAUCCCUAAAGGGCCCCAGCAACCAAGCCUGGCCGCCUGGCGCCUGCAGCCUUGUGGCUGCAACCCCGCUGCCCUUGGGGAGGGGCUCUGUGGCUGACCCUGAGGUGGUGGUGCUGCCAGGCCCGUCCUGGCUCUCUGGAGUGUGCUGGGAGGUCACCAGGGCCCUUCUCUUCCUGUGCCCUCUGGAAGCCAAGUGUCUGUGGCUCUGGAGCCUGAGGGUCCGUGAAUAAAGGUGGGUGGCACUGGGA
Messenger RNA from Heterocephalus glaber (naked mole-rat), 1438 nucleotides. It is a transcript of the gene Mcrip1, whose product is annotated as MAPK regulated corepressor interacting protein 1. The record is from RefSeq and is a predicted model, not a curated record. Lineage: Eukaryota; Metazoa; Chordata; Mammalia; Rodentia; Bathyergidae.